GGCUUAUUCAGCAACGAGCUUGUUAAACUACAUAUCAGGAAGUUUCACAUUUGUACCAUAAAAAUUUUACUUUACAAUACUUUUAAGUAACUUUAUCCUCUUAAUGGGAAUUUUGACAGGCAAACAAUCUAACAAACACAAGUGAAGCUAAUGGCAAUACAGUAAGUAACACUUUUAGUCCACAAAUAAAUGAUAUUGAAUCACCUUUAAGUACAGGUGGGGUGUUUCCUGUCCUCUCAACUCCGCCACAUUGCGCUGCUAUGUUUUCUACGUGAGCCCAGAAUGGACAAAAUUCAUCACUUAGAUACUUCUCAGUAACUUUGUCCUCUUAAUAGGAAUUUUAAAAGGCAAACAAUCUAACAGGAACAAGUUAAGCUAAUGGCAAUGCAUUAAGUAACACUUUUAGUCCACAAAUAAGUAAUAUUGAGUCACCUUUUAAGUACAGGUGGAGUGCUUCCUGUCCUCUUAACCCCGCCACUUUGCGCCGCCAUGUUUUCUACGUUAGCUCAGAACGGACAAAAUUCAUUACCUUGAUACUUUUGAGUUACUUUAUCCUCUUAAUGGAAAUUUUGAAAGGCAAUCUAAUAGACACAAGUUAAGCUAAUGGCAAUACAUAAAGUAACACUUUUAGUCCACAAAUAAGUAAUAUUUUAGUCUAUAAAUACGUACAAUUAAGUCACCUUUAAGUACAGGUGGGGCGCUUCCUGUCUUCUCAACUUCGCCACUUUGCGCCGCCAUGUUUUCUACGUUCGCCCAGAACGGACAAAAUUCAUCGCCGGCUCCGCUCUGGUGUUAGCCUAUAUGACUCCUACGGUUAGCGCUGUUUCUCUAAAAUGCGCUUAAAUGAAGUUGGGGUCAGUAAGUACCACUCUACAGAAGCUGACAGUACGAGUAUUAUAAAUUCCAGACUCAUACGUUUUAAUUAAAACUUGUAUUUAGUCCACCACGAGCAUUACAACUUUCAUUUAUAAAGUUAUGAGGGUUGUGUUCAAGAACUGCACACAAUGUAGGAAAGCCAAGGGUCAUAUUUAUUUCAGUACUUGAGACAUAUUUAAAAAAAAAAAAAAAUGACAGUAUGUACAUAAAAAUUUGCAAAUAUCACACAGGAAAAUCCAAAACGUUAAUCUCAGAGGCUAUGAAACAUACAAUAACAACAAAGAUAGCAAAACAUUAAUUAAUUUGUCUAUAUUCAAUAAAAGCUUUAGUAUGAACAUUGGGGGCAGCUCAGAUAUAAAAAGAUGACAAAGUAGAUCUUUACUUUUAUUUCCGUUACAAAAAAUGUAUUUCAGGAUAAAAAAUGAAUGCAGUUUAGAGUAAAAACAAUCUUGUGUCCACACAUUUAUGCAUCAGACUCAAAGGCACCAUUAGUCUGGCCUGUCGGUCUCUUCGGGAGGGGUCUCUUGGUUAUUCUACCUCUCUUCUGGGUGCUGGUCAAUUCGGAGGCAUCUGCAUCUGAACAUGUGGCUUGAGAAGGAGACACAGGGACUGCUAGCUUCUUCACCUUCUUUUUCCUCCUAGCUCUAUGGGAGCACCAGUGUACAAACAAAAGUAUAUCUUUUAAAAUAUGUCAUAUUUCCAUGAAUUAUUUUUGCUUGAGAGAUAAAAACUUUUGAGCUUCACGCAGGCACCACAACCGUGUGAAAAAGAAUCAGAGAAUUCAGAAAGAAGUGAGCCACUUACCUGGCGUCCAUCAUCUCAGGCUCGGUGUCAGAGUGCGUCGGCUCAGAAAGAAACCUAAGCUCACCAGAAGAGCUAAUUGCAGCAGAUACCUUGAAAAAGCAGGAGGGAAGAAAAGAAGUAGAAGACAGAAUGAAAGGAGAAGAAAAUGCACCCAACACCAUUGGACCACAAUAAUGAGGAAUUGUUUUAACUCUCUUUUGGAUCAUAUAUAAAAGUGCUAUCCCACUACAGGUUGACUUGUGGCUCAUCAUCUAUCAUAGUUUUACUUAAGCUGGGCUGAUCGCUCUACAAAAGCAUGGCAGUUUUAUUUUUCCACAACAGCUGAAAUAUGUUCUCAGCAUAUAGUACACGUUUAACUGUAGAUUUCAUGAGAAUUUUUCAGCAGGAGAAUCUCACUGUAGCUCAGGCAGUCAUAAGGAAGCACAUGACAUGCAAAUCCUAAAAGUAUUCGCAGAAUUUGGGUUACAGUAGUAGGAUUGAAAAAACACUGCGAGACUGUGCUUAAGACAAAGCAGUGCAGAUAUUUAAUGCUAAGUCAGCAAACCAACAGCUUCACAUGAAAACGGUAACAGAGAAGUGUUAAGUAAGUGUAAUAUUUCGCAUGUUUAAAAGAUUUAAUUUGAAAUAUUUGGGAACUGAAAUUUGCUAGUUGGUAUACAAAUAUUCCCCAUUUAGGCCUGUACAUAAUUAAGAUACUAACUUUUCAAAGCCACCUUUCUAGCCCCAAGUGUAUGAAACAUGAAAAGUUAAGUAAAGUAUGACUAUCCAGAGACCAAAGCAAAGGAAGACCUCCAUAUGCAGUGCAAGAAAUGAAUACCCCACCACAACAACACCUUGUUUCACCUCUUUCCCAUACUUAUCUCCUUACCCUGGUUGGGGUUGACCUCUCGACAGUCCCCUCAGAAGGGGCAGGUGGUGCCUCCGCGGCCUGGGUGGCUUCUUCAUUGAAGUCCCCUGCAAUACAACACAACUCCAAGUCAUGUGACCCUGUUUGGGACCUAAUGCAUAUCAUCCAUCAGGUGCUUAUUACCGAAGAUAACAUCAAGUGUCAGCCCUGUUGUCUAAUUAGAUGACUUGUAGAUUAAUUGGAACUUCAAAAAGAAAAUGUAACACUCACUCUGGUCUACGACAUAAGAUGUAAGAAAAUAUCCCUGUUCCCCAUUGACCAGACGCCCAAACCACCAGUUGUCAUUGUCUUUGUAGAGCACUUGAAUGACAUCGCCGCGGUGUAUGGUCAGUUCAUCAGAGCGAUUAGCUCUAUAAUCAUAGAGCGCAACGACCUAGAAAAGACAAGGUGACGGGGGGAUUACAUAUGAGAGUGAAGGUUUCAUGUGAAUGUGUUUACAGCUACAGUCUGUACUUACAAUUUGUUGCACAGGUGCAGAAUCUGCUUCUACGUUGAUGCCGCUGGGAAAGAGGUCAGGAAGGGCCUGGGGGAGUGAAAACAUUAUGUUUAUCCUGCAGGAGCUGUAUGAUAGCUCAUAGUUGACUUCCAAAUGCAGUAUCUGGUUCAGAUUCCAGUCAAAGAAUGUGAAACUACUAAAGCCAUACCUGCAGCCGGAAAGAUCCUCUUAGCCGCUGACCAACUGGACUAAACCCUCCUGAAAAAAAACAAGAAUGCAAGAAUAAAAAAUGAAUGGCAUCACUAUUUCAUCCUAAGAGUGUUACACGAUGCUCUCAUGCUGUACCUUGUGCAGCAGUAAUCUUGUUUAAUAUUCAAAGAGCAGCAGUAAAACCAUUCACUGGUUUAAGACAUAUAAGUGUGCCAUUAACAGUGUGAGCUACUUACGGUUUUGGGUGCUAAGAGCUGCUUGGGGGAUCAACUGCUCAGCCAGAGAACCAGACAGCUGCAGCUUGGAAUGUGGGGACAAGUAAGACGGAGGUGGUAAUGAAGCGUUUAACCCAGCCUGCAAAGAAAAUGAUAAAUUUUUUAUUUUUUUCCACUUCAAAUAAUCCUAAAUCAGUUGUUACUCUCCUUUUAUUACCACCAGCUCAAGCUUUCUAAUGCAACUUUCCUUGUCAGUGGUUAAUUAUAAUUUUCAUGAUUGACUCUUCAAAAUGUUAAACUUUGAGAUUUGUGUUUGUGGUGUUUCAAGUUUCAGCGCCUGGACUGGUGAGUCACCAGGUAUGAGCUCAACAAACACUGAGGAUUACUGAUCCAGAACUCACCAUGCCAGACUCUGAUGUCAAGCUCCUUCCUGUGUGUGUCAGUCCUGUUUUGCCUGCAAACCAAACACACAAAAGACGGAUCACUCGCUGUCUUAAGAGACAAUGAAUUAUACAGGACAAAGCUGAGGUUGAAAACACAAACUUUACCCUGCUCAAACAUGUAUCCAGAAGUUGAAGACUUGUGUUGAGGCUCCUGGAAUAGUGAGAAAGAGGACGUUUCAGUGGAUGUAACUGUAUGAAUGUCUGUAUUUUCAUUUGAAUGAAUGUAAACGAGUCAGAAAUGUUACUUACAAGAACUGAGUUCAGUGUUUCUUUGAUACACUGCAUUUUUAAUGCAAGUCGUGCUGUAUGUGCAAACUGAUCCAUCGCUGAAGAAGCAGAUGUGUCCUGUAACACUGGCGUAUCAGGUGUGUUCCUCAUAGUUCUGAUGUCGGCUGAAGCUGAUCUGCUCAUGGCCUUUAUAUGAUGCACCUCCAUCUGGGACGCUUUGAAACACAGUGACAUAUUUACAUCUCAGUUAGCUCAGGAAUAAGAGAGGAGGAGGAGAAAAAGGGGCUUGUUAUGCUCUCUCCACAAACCUUUCCGAUCAUACAGGUACACAUGGACAGGCUGGCCUUGACCAAAGGCACAGAAAGCCACCAUGUUUUCAUGCGGGUGGAACGACACACCGUGUAGAGCAGUGGGGUAACAAAGCUCAGAGUAGACGGCAACUUGGUCACCUGGGAAGACAAACAGACUGACAGCUGGAGUCAUUCUGCAAAUAUAGUAAUCAAGAAUAGCCUGACUUCUGUAUCACAAAAAAAAGAAGCAAAAGCAUCAUCCUCACCCGUGUCAGCAUUCCAGACAUAUGCCAUCCCGUCCUCACUACCGGAGAAGAUGAAGUUCCCACAUGGCGUGAAAGUGCUGUAGAUCCGCUCUCUGUAGUUUGUGGCUCCAGUGUAUUUCUUUACAGCCAGACUGAAAGAGAGAGAAAAUGUGGCUAUAACAACAACCAUGUAUUAAUAUACAUGUGAGGACAUGUUUUAGACUACUGUUAGUGCUAGUAUAAUGUGUAUGUGUGUUAAUUGGCUCAGAUGUUUGCUUUAUCCUAUUCCCAUUUGUUCCUACAAUACUUAAUUGUUAUUAGAGUCAUCACUAUUGUUAAAAAGCCCGAUUGGUAAUGUUGGCAAACGACAAGAUCUGUGUGCAUCACAUCUAAAAAACGGAGGGUGCAGCCUUUCUAAAACAUGUCUUAGUUUAUAUUUUAAAUGGCUGUCAACUUGGUGAAAAGUUUUAUAAAGAAUUUGACACACUUAAUCAAUUCAGGUAUGAAAUGCACCACAAAAAUCCAGCCUGCAAUCCAGAAAACCAAACCAAAUCAGUGGCCACGCUCAGAAUAAAGAUUCAGAAUACAGCUCAACAGAUCCUUUUGUCUAAUCUUAUUUACAUUCUUAAAUCCAUCAUCCGGAGCACACUGUCUUUGGCGUGGAUGAGCAGGCACCGGCCAUUCGGAUGGAGCUGCAGCAUGGUGACAGGGAUCCCCUUGAGGUCGCUUUCGUCAAUUUUCUGCAAAAGAGAAAACACGCACAGUUUCAAACAUCUCUCCAUUCUCUUUUGAACUUGCACAAGCAGAACUUUUUAUGCUUUAUGCAUGCACAUGUAGUCGACUCUGAUCUCAAUUACCUUCUCUAUACUCCAGCGACUGCACGGCUGACGCUGCCUGCUGUCAUUUACGGAAGUUUUCCACACAAUGAUGAGGCCCGUGUUGUCUGCAGAGAACAUCCUACUCCCUGGUUGCAACAAAUACAAUAACAGAGCAUCAGCUAUAACAGGGUGCGAUAAUAUUACACUCGAUCUGCAUUACAGAAGAAGACGGGCCUCACCCCUCAUAAACAGAGUCGCAGAUGGUAAGAGCAUAAAAAAUGGAUAGUGCCCUCCAUAAUAUUAUGUUGACACAUGCAUGCAGUAAAUUCCCACUUUUAUCUGAGUCUCGUGACUGUUUUAUUGUCACACAAUAACACUAUUUGGAAUCAAUCCUAUCUUGUGCAUGAAAGCAGUUGGCAUUGGUCCUAUCUCAGCACGUACUGGGUGAGAGGUACAGUGUGCCAAUUCAUGAUCAUGUUUGUAAAUGUGCGGCAGAGACACAGCAAUAGUUACCUUCAAAGUCAAAGCAAACUGUGUUGAUGAAACUGCUGUGACCCUCAAACUCCUGCAGCAGCUGGCCGUUCACAUCAUCCACAUCCAACCUCCACACCCUCACCAAAGAGUCGUAACCCCCUGUCACCACCAGGUUCUGGGCAGUGGGGUGGUACUGAGCGCAGUACACGAAGGAGGGAUGAGGGAGAACCUUCUGGGCCGUUCCCGAAAGUUUCUCCACGUUCCAUUCUCUGAGGAAGAGAGGAAGAAGAGUUGAAUAAUGCAUGUACAAGACAAGUUGUGGAAAAUAUGCUGUGUCACCAGAGGGGAACUUUUCAAUACCAGGACAGUUUACUCCCUCUAGAGGCACAACAAAAACACUGCAGCUACAUCAACUCAGUCAUUCAUUUUCUGUAUGAUGUAAUUAUCAGAAACAUACCUGACAGUUCCAUCAGAGGAGGCAGACAAAAGGCUCCAAUCAUCUCUGGACCAGCAGAGAUCAUAAACUAUCUUCAGAUGGCCACUGAAAGCUGCUAAAACUUUACCAGAUGGAAUCUCAUACACUGAAACAGAAAAAAAAAACACCUUUAUUAGCCAAUAAAUUAGAGUACUUUAAGUUGUAUGGACAUGCUGGGGGCAGUAGGCUCCUGAGUAAUGACAACUGUGCAGAAAGAGCAGGUUAAUUAGCCAGAGAUUUCCGCUGAGGAGUCUACGAGAGCAUCAGCGAGGGGGAAAGUUUACAGCUGCUGAUGAGGUGUUGCUUACCUACGACAGGGAAAGCGUCUCUGUCAGCACACGCAGCAGCCAGGAUCGUGCCAGAGUGAGAGAAGAGCACCGUGAAGCACCCCAUCUGGCCACCACGGAACGACAGUAUGGGCUUGUUAGGAAUCCGGCAGACCUUAAACAAAGAGACUCUUGUAAGGACUGUGCUGUCAACCACGCACUAAGAAAAUGACUGCAUUUUUUCUAGGCUCUCUUAUAAAACAAUAACAUGAGAGAGUUCCUGCUCUGUAAUUGAUCCUUCUGACUGAACUUGAGUAACUCUGACUGCUGCUGAUUGUUCCUCAUACCGUUCACCUUUUGUUAUUAUUGUUAACAAACACAGUACUUUCUGGAAAUGGAUAUGUGAUGUUGUCAAUUUUGUUGAACCACAUAAAACAAAAUAUUUGAGAGGCUCAACAAAGACCUUACAUAAUAUAGUGACUCCUUGGAAUACUAUAAUACUCCGUACUAUACUCAUUAUCAGGCAUUGUACUGUCCUGCUAUUACCUUUGUGAUAGCUCUAUAUUCUUUUAGGUUCAAAGAAGUACUUGUCUCUGAUUGCUGUCACUGAAAACCCUCAUUUCAGCCCACUACUCUCUAGAACUCAGCACUCUGGAAACCUCCUUCACUCUUGCCAAGCUAUAAUAACACAUUUCUCUAUCUAGAAUGAAAAAUUAUGACACAUGGCCUUAUUAUUGGACCCGAAAUCUGACCCAAGAACUCCAGAACAGGACAAAAAAGGAAACACAACACAGAACAGCGUUACGUUUCUCCUGCUAUUUAAAGGACAUAAACCAAUCCUAAGUCUACCGACCUGUCCAGGCAGUCUGCUCCAUCUUAAGGCUGGCGGUUUGCUCUCGACAGGCUGAGUAAGGCUUUUCUUAGUGACCUCAUUCUGCAGUUCACUGUAGGAGGUGCUUCCCCUCUCCUCCUGCAGGGCCAUCAUGGACCGCACACUGGGAUCCACCUGCAGAGCAAAAACCAUCUUAGUUAAAUGUGUUGGUGAAUCUACUACUUCUGCUGUAUUUAGCUUUAAUCUUGAUUCUCUACGGCAACAUUAAUACUUAUUCAUUACGCAUUUAUAGAUCUGUAGGCCUCAAGCAGAAAUGUGAGACAUUAUGAUAUCAUUCACAGUGUCUGUUCAGCAGAGACUGACUUACAUGCUCAGGGAGUUUAAUGCCCUUCACCGUGACAUAAAGUGUGGAUGCAUAUUUCUGUCGAGGGUACUUCCUCCACCACUCGACCACCUCAAUCGUCUUCGGCUGUCCCUUUGCUCGAGGUGGAGGGCAGAAGAGCUGGAGGCGAAGUUUACUGUCGAUAUUCAGUACACCAUUUGUGCCGACCAUCUGGAUAAUUUAAGAAAAAGAGGAAUAAGCAUUAAAACAAGCAUGUAAAAAGAAAGAGGGAGUUAAUUCUUUAAAUGACUGGUCACCUUGAGGAACGCCCAAGCGAUCUUUCUGAAUCCUCGCUCAUGCUUGUCAACAUCAACGUUGGCCCUGGCUUCUUCCAUGGUUAUAAAGUCCAGGAUCUUUGAAAAAUAUCAAAAACAUUAUUUAAAAAUGUCAAAAUUAGCACAAUAUGUCUGCAGCACUGUCUCUUACUUCAAAGAAGAGGAUGACUUUGGGGCUUUCGUCGUUUUGCUCAACAAAGUAUCCAAAACGUUCGUUGAAGAUGAUCUGCUCAUGCCAUUCGGGGAUGAUGGAUUUGUUCUUUUUGAAGUCAAACGGUUGAGUCAUGAUAGGAAGAAUGUGGUCGACGUUCUCUUGCUCAUAAAACGAGGAAACAGGACGGUGGCUCCAAAAAGACAAUAGUAACAUUUUAACUCUAAGAUCGUUUUUGAAAUUAGAUGAGUGACCGUAUAGCCUGAAUUAACCAAACAAAGAUUGUAACAGCAGAGUUUAACAUUGAAUUCUUGGAAAUCUAAGUUUGUCCAUUCUUACCAGUCUUCUUUCUUCACAUACUGUCCAGUGUUUUCAUCCACUACAUGGAUCUUCACCAUGGGGUGUGAGAGCAGUAGGUCAGUUUUGAGGCGAUCUGUUCUGUGGAUGUAUACCCCCAGCACAAGGCUGUCAUCAAAUGUUGGUUUCUGUGGUACGUCUGCUUCAGUUUCACUCUCUUCUUUGACGACUAAAGACACAGAGAUCAAAAACAACAAACAAGAGAUUCAUCAGCUGAUUAUACAUAAACUAGCUGUGUAGAUGAUUACCUACUAAUAAACAUCAAGUUACCAUGUUUUUUCUUCUUCUUUUUCUUUUUUCCUUUAGCUUCGGUUUCAUCCUCGUCAGCGCCAGUGUUCCUGUCAGCUUCGUCAUCUUGAUCCCUACAAGAACCAAAGUCUUACUCCGUUAUGCUGCUAACACACUAAAAAAAUGCAUUUUAGUCUACAGACGCAGUAGGUAUACACACUCUUCUUGUGGCUGUGAGACGACAGAUUUCAGCUUCUUCUUCUUCUUCUUUCCUACAUCAUUAUUCAGGGUAACAUUCUGGGAGAUGAUACUGUCUUCCUCGCUCUUGUUUCUUGACUUCUUUAAAGUCCUCUCCUCCUCCUGUGCUAUCUGCUGCUGGUAUUCAUGCAGCAGCUUGUCCUCUGCAUCCUCCACCUGACUCUCUCCUUUGGACUCUGCAGCUCCUUUGCUUUUCCCCUUCUUACUUUUUCUCUUUGUUUCCUUCUCCCCGCCUUCGUCAUCCGCCUCCAAAGCAGUCUCAGACUUGGAAGCGUUCACAUCCUUUUCAAUGUAACUUGCGGCGUCCUCAGAAACAGGGAGGGAGGGAAGCUCCCUUUUACUCUUCCUCUUCCCCUUUGGAGUUGGGAUCUCCUCUUGGUUUCUGCUGUUGUUGAUAUUGAUUUUCUCUGCCGUUUCCCUCUCUCUUCGCUUAUUUUUGGUGUAGCGAGGGCUGCCCUGCUCAGGGUGAUAUGUGUUCUGGAGGAUCGUUUCAUCGUCUUCUGUGUCCUUGUCAAGGUUUAGAUUCUUUUUUAGAUUCUGAAGCUGAAGGAAAUGAGGGUACAAAAGAGAAUUUAAAAUAUGUGUAUGCAAAACUCCUUACAGACUUCUGCCAUUAAAUUUGUGAGCUUCACUUUGCAAAGUUUUAUUCACUUGCUAGGUAUGCAUCCUGCAUCUCUAAUGCAUUGAAAGUAAAAAUGACACAGCAAACUUGCCAUUCAGGCCAGACCCUACCUACUCACACCCAAAAUUGCAAGAUUUUCUAAAUGAUCCCCAUGUGUCACACAGCAGAAGCAUGGUUGAGUACAGAACAAACAGACACAUCUGCAUUCGUGGAAAACCUACCACAAUGGCUUCCUGAGUUUCAGCAUUCUUCUUCUUCUUCACCUUUUUCUUCUCUGACUCAGUGUAUUUCUUGAACACCUCGUUAAAUCUUUCACGGGUCUUCGCCCGCUCAUCACUCUCACCUGCAAAAGGAGACAUCACAGUCAUUACUGGACAAAACAGGCAUGAGCUUGCAACACUGAAGUCAGUUAAUAUGCCGUCAAAGCAUUGAGUAAUUAUAUAGUGAAGGGUGAAUAUUAUAAAAUACAGUUCAUUAAACAGUACUUUGGCGCAACUUUCAUGUUCUGCAGGUUUAAGGUACUCCCUUCAUUGUUUUUUUUCCACAUGCACAAAACAAGACGUCCCAUCUUUACUAGAAACUAUAUCAUGGUUAAUCAAAGGUUGCAGGAUGUUGGGGAGAAAAAAUGACAAUGCAGUAUGUUUUCUUUUUGUGAUAAAUAUUGUGACAUAAAAAAUGUGGGUUUUUUAAAGAUAAAUGUGUAAUAAAAAUUGGGAUCUUUUUUGUUAGUCUUUUUCCUCUCAUAUACUAUAACUUACAUAUCUCUGUUUGGCCUCAUUUGGUUAAUCUCUAGAAAAGCAAAUUUGGCAUUAGGUGCAAAAUCAUGGCCAAAAUGCCCAGACUCCCAUCUGCAACCCUACCCAAGCGUUCUUUACCAAAAACUACACAAUUAUAAUCACAUUAUAAUGCAUCAAAUGUAAUAAUCAACAAUAAUGCAAGACUGAGAAAAAGUAUUCUGCAUUUUUACUACAGCAAUUCUAUAAAUAAGGUGUAUAUUGAUGAUCAUAAGUCUGAAAACUGUGCAGCGGGACCAAACAUUGUGGUAUUACUACUUGAUCAGUAUUAUGUAACACUUUAGUGGCACAGGGACAGCAGAAAACUCACCUGCUGGCAUUGUCAGGCGCUGAAGUGUCUCUCAUGCUGAUUGCGAAGAGGGAGGAAUCCAAGCAUGAAGGUUUUCGGUUCAAAUCAUCAAUAAAGGAAAUACUGUAAACAAUGCAGAAGUCACAGGAUCACCUCUAUGUUGGUCUGAUAGCAGAUAUUCUGAACACAACGAAACAACGCAGAUAAACUCACUGACACAAAAGGGCAUCCUGUCAACAAGAGGAUAAAAAUACCUCCAGUACAACAACCUUUGUGGGCAUUUACAGUUCACCCUUAGAUAACAUUAGCUAGCCUGCUAAGUGCUAACGUUAGCUUAAUGGCAGUUUUACCUCACCACGUUUAAACCCUGACACUCACUUCCUCAGUAAGCAUACUCUGAGCAUUAAUAUACAACAAAUUCCACGUAUAUGCCAUAAAAAGGCAUACUGUGAAUCUCUAACCGAGUGUAUCUACACGGCUGUGAUUGCUAACGCUGACCUCCGGGGCCGACAACAACGCUUCAGCGGUUUCCAAGCCAACCGCUAAAUUCAUGGGCGGAGCUUAGCCACCAUGUUCGUGACGUACACAUUCAAAACAACAAAUCCACCAAUGAGAUUGGUGACAGUAGUAUCGUCACUCCAGACGAAUUGAGUUGCUUCCUCCCAUGCAGAAACCAUUAAGUGUUGGAUACUUAAAACGGAGAUUAUUACAACUUUUACAGCUGAAAAUAGGGUUUUAAUUGGGAGAAGUUUCGGCUCUCUGAAUUAUAAAAAUAAUAAUGUUGUUUUUAUCUAAAAUUGUCGGUCCAAUAAAAAUCAAAAGGAAAAAAUCUGUUUCAGAUAUCUUGUGAUAAAAUAUAUGCUGGUUAAACCACAUUAUUAAUUCUCUUGUAUUUGCAAAUCUCUAUUUAUAAAACCUGUCAGAUGGCUGUGAUGCUGAAUUAGCUAACUCUUAUUUACCUUUGUGUCACGUGACGACGGUGGGCGUACCCAUGCGCCGCUUGCACAAAACAGACAGGUGUUUUAACCCUCCAGAGAAGAUGCAGUCAUGGCUUCGAGUUUUUGUAGAAAUUGUUCCCGACUGUUGAAAGAGUUUAUCGCUCAUUUGAGGGAAUUCUGCCGAGAGUUUGAGGAAACGAUAAGAGACAUUUUCAGAGACCUUGCGCAAUGCACGUGCUUUAGGAGUACACCUGAGAGGGUUUUCCGUAGGAGAAGGACAGAGCUACAGUCUCUGCUUCCUUUGUGUGGUAAGAGCUUUCUGCAGCCGUCAUUUUUCUUUGUUGUGAACAGCCCAAUGCAGCAAAGUUGAGGAAGGAAAAGAGUCUUUGAACAAAAUGUUCUCAGUUGACACGGAGUUGUUUUUAAAAUGUUAGAGAUCACAUUAGGCGCCGAAAAUUAAUAGAUUUUAUUCUAUUUCAUGCAAAUAUUUAUUGCAAAGUGUAGACUAGGGGAGACCAGGGAUGGUUGUAACAUUUUUGUCUGUAUCUCAGAGCUGUUUUAAACCAGUGCAUUCAAACUUUGAUACAAACUAGGUCUAUGUAUCUGCUAUUUAAUGCUGUAGCAGUUACCCCUGCAACACAAACAGACUACGCAUAAUUUAGUCCGAAACACAUGUAGUGAAAUGUUACGAUUCACCCCAUAGUCUGGGUUAGUUGUAACAUACCCUGGGGUGAAAUGUAACACUAAAAAAUUAGGAUAAUGACAAAACUUUAUUGAUUGGAAGCUCUGUAUUUAACACUUUAAUAUAACUGGUGUGUGUGUGUGUGUGUUUGUUUGAGCCUAUAUGUUAGAUACUGCCAGUUCUAGAAGUGACUGACAACUAAACAUGAUACAACUGAACAAAAUGUGAAAAUAUGAAUCGACUGAAUAUAAGUAGGCUAUGUGUGAGUGUGUGUCUUUGCCGUGGCUUCAACAAUUACACAGCAGUGUGUGUGCGCAUGUGUCUAAACUAUAGACUGUAUAUACUAUGGACAACUUGGUUCCGCCUUCCGCCUGUUUUUUUUCUUCAUUUCUGAAACCAACAUUGAACAGUAGCGUUGUGCGCAUUCGGCGGGAGAGUCGCUGAGAGUCUUUGUGAUGAUGCUUGGCUUAAACAACGUAUCACCCGGGUGAGCUACGUAAUCUUCGUACGCCUAUAGGCUUUAUGAAGUGUCAAUCAUAGAAAACAUGAACCCCCUAAUAACUUUUAAAAAUGGAGCUGCACAGACAAAAGAGGACUUGAGCACUAACCAGUCUCACAGUAACUACAUGUCAACACUGAAAAAUGUAUAUUCUGUGUAAUAAAUUCCUAAAGUUUGUCCACAGCCCCAUAAGCUUUGCUUGCGGAGGCGGGAUUUAUGAUCUAUACUGCAGCCCAUCAACAGAGGGUGCUGUUCUCGAAAUGGCUUCACCCAUCGUGGAGGCAGACGGCGUCCAUUCUAUAUACAGUCUAUGGUGUGAACUGAACAAAAUAUUGAGAGGAACCCCCAGUCAGUCUUUCUCUUCCAAGACUAGGCAUACUGAAUUUAAAAAAAAAAACAUAAAGAUAAUAAAAAGUUUGCUUGGGGAAGGUUGUAACAUUUUUCAUUGCUGUUACAACUAACCCAGAGCCUUGUCAUCAGGAACUAGCUUACUUUACAGCUAACAGAUAAAACUUUAGCAUGAACAACUUGCAAGAAAAAUAUAUUAAUAGACACACAAAAAGCAUGAUUUAAGUUUGAUGAGUUCAACCUCAAAGCAGGCAAUGCUACCAUAAAAAUAUCUGAAUAAAAAAAACUACUUUCUUACCUCAAAAUUAGUUUUUUUUUCUCUUAAAAUUGUCUGUCUACCACAGGAUCCUACAUGUACACAUGUGGAACAAGGACUAAACUAAACAUGUGCAGAGUGAGUCAGAUGAUUUGUAACCUGUUCCUGACUGAAGAAAAAUUGGAAGUGUUACAAUUGACCUGUGUUACAACCAUCCCCGGUCUCCCCUACUUUCCAUUUGUACAGAUCUGACUUAAAGUGCACCGUUUUUAUUGCAGCCUGCACAAUUAACUGCAUUAAUCAUUGUUUAUUUGUUCCUUUCUCUCAGAUGAUGAAACUCAACUUCUUAAUCCAGAUAGUCUACAGACACUUAACAGCCUCUCAACCUCAGAAAACACUGAACUACAAAUGUCUGCAGCCAUGUACUAUUUGCACCUCAGCCAUCACGGUGAGUAAAGAACACAAACAGAUUUUUAUGUCACCUCGACAAAUGUCAUGAUGUUCCUGCAGAUUAGUGAGACAGAAAAUGAGACUAUUGUUUGCACUUCAGGUUUCUCAUAGUAUCACUCUUUGUGCAGAUAAGCUCCCCAACGGGUAUGACCAGUAUCAUGCAAAUUUUCAACUGUCUUCUUUUAUCCCAGGCUGGGCAGAUAAUUUACAGCCAUUUGUGGGCUUUGGUAUCAUAAUGAAGGACAAAUAAAAGGCUUUUAAUUUGAAAUCCUACAUUAUUGUAACCCUCUUUAUGACUAAUGCAGGAUUAUGUACCCAUAUCAAGUGACUGUGCUGUUAAAUAUAGUUUUUCCUUUUUUCCUCAGAUCAUUUUGUCUAUGCAGAGUACAGGUUAUAUAAUAUUCAAAUAUGUGACCACAUACUGUGCUGUGCAUUUUGCAUAAAUGUGACGGUUGAGGGAUUCCCGUGAUUGCUAGAUUGAGGUUGAUAAAAUACAGGAGAACAUCCUUUGAAAAAAUGUUAUACAAAACCAGCUAAAAGUUUUUCUUUAUCUGUUUUGUAAUUGUUUUUACAGUAAAGUCUCCCCUGUCAGAGGCUUUCAUGGAACCAGUCAUGGCCUUACUUUUAUCAGCUGACCUGGAUGUGCAGAAAACCGUCUCUCUCUCUUUGGUCAAUCUCCUGGUGAAGAAUUACGGUAACAGAUAAAAUCACACAGUACUGGAUGUACAAAAUUUUGUUUAUUCAUAAUCCAGAGACUGAUUUGUUCCCUUUAGGUCAAAUUAAUGCAGUUUCAACCCUUUCAGCAUGUUUUACAUGGUCCGGAGGGCCCCUAAUCAUCUGUAAAAUCUGAUUUCAGUGUGUAAAGAAUUAGCCGUUGAGAUGGGGAUGCUGGUGCCUUUAAUGGAGAUGUUCCAGUCUGGUGAUGCCACCGCUCAGUGUCACUCAUGUGCAUGUGUGGCCAUGCUCGCCUCCUCAGGUUUGUACCUGAGAAUUGAGUUAUUCUAUGACACCUUCUCUCUUGCACUGGUUUCAAGCAUUAAAAAUGACAAUAUAAAAUAUGUCAGUCUUGUCAUUAUUGCUUUUGUUUACAGUAAAAAGGCAUCAGUAUGAAUUUAAGUCUGUUGCAUCAUUGUCAAAAACCCCUAAAAAAAUUUGUAACAUCAUUUAAGACCUCUCAAACCCAGUCCAAUUACUAAAAACUUCUGGAUUUGUAUGGAUAGAAUCAAAGUAUAUAAUAUUUCAGAGCUUUUUACACUCCCUUAAGUUAUAUGUGAAGUUUAAAAUACAUAUUUUCUUACAGAAUCAGGCAGUGAAGCUAUCAUCAUGGAUGGGAUCCUCCCACUGUUGGCUUUAGCAAAAUCCUAUGAUCCAAAGGUGCAACAGAAUGCAACCUGGGCUCUGUUACACCUCACACAGUCAGGUGGGAUCUUUCACUCUAAAAGUGUGGAGUUUCCACUCUGCUGUUGCAUUGAAAUAAAAAACAAGUUCAAUCUCCCCUCUCUUUGUCAGACUGGUCCACGAGGAUGUUAUGUCAAGCAGGAGCCAUCCCUGUCCUGGUUCUCCUGCUGCAGUCUUCAGACUCAGUGGUUCAGUUUUACAGCUGCUCCACUCUGUGCAACAUCGCUGCAGUGGAGGAGCACCACCCACAGCUGCUCAGCAUGGGGGGUCAUUUUUUAUUAAAGUCUCUUCUGACUCUCAUGUCGUCCUCUGUGAACAAGGUAUUUAUGAACUGAAGUGGCUUGAAGAUGAAUUCAAGUUGGAAAAUAAGCGACAUGUUUACUUCUCGAUCCAUUUUCAGAAUUCAACCCAAGCGUGCAGAUGCCUUCAGACUCUCUCGAAGAACGGUAACUGUUUAAUUAUGACAGAAAUGUAAUAUUAGUUAAAAAAACAGCUGUGAUUGUGCGGUUUUUGUGUGCAGUGGUGAUCCAGGAGCAGCUGAUGGAGCUGGACUGUGUGUUCCCCCUGAAGGCUCUGCUGAAAACAUCUUCACCAGAGCCAGCACUAACACUACUGUCUGUACUGUCUGCACACACACCAAACCAUGUAGGACCUCCAACAGUACAGCAUCACAAACCACCACCAACUAUUCUGUGUAAAUCCCUGUUAUUCAUGAUACUGUCUGCUUUGAUUUUAGGACGUUCUUGUAAGUGAGGGUCUGCUGGAUGAAAUCAAUCAGCUGCUUUGUCACCACGGAUCAAACUCUGUUAUUAUCAGGCACAGCUGUAAGAUCAUCUCUGACCUGUGCAGCUCCGGCGUGGGCCAGCAGGUACGCAGAGGCUGAUAUUAGCGAUUUUCACAUGUCUGUGUUUAAUAAACGUGUUGAUAAAGCUUCAUUGAAUGCAAUCAUUAUCUAGGCUGUGUUGGAGAGUCAGUGUCUAUCAGGGCUGCUCCGCACCCUUCUGCCCCCCACCCUGUCAGAUGAGACUUUGCUGCAUGUGGUGUCACACGUGAAUCAACUGAUGACCCGAGGUGAGUGAACUGUGAAAUGAAUUAGUUCUGUUGCUGCUUUUGGGCUUAAACAUCUCUCUCCUGAAUGAUCAUCAUUACAAAAUAAGAUCCUUGUGCUUAACCUUUUUUAUUUUUCUUCAUAUUUCAGAUCCACUGAAGACCUCAGUAUCCAUGACGAUAACAUCAGAACAAGUUUCAAGGCUGGUGAAGUUGUCCGGACAAACGCAGAAUCCUCAGUUAUCUUACAACAGCGCAGGCAUCAUCAGUAAACUAGAAAUGACCGGUAAUGUUACACACAAAUACAGCACCAGUUCCAAAGAAAAAAAUACCUGGUACACUGAGUGAAAUGUGAAAUUUAAUGCCUGUGGCACCAAACAUUUUGGCCAGGAACAACAAUAACACUGAAAUAUUGUGUGAUGUGAAAACAACAAAACACCUCACUAAACAUCUAUCGACUAAUAAUGUUAAUUUGCAUCAUGACGAGGCUUUUAAAGAGCAACCCAGACACUCUGAGGCUGUGUCCGAAAUGAAUCACUCAGUCCCUAACCCCUAACCCCCAUAUGGGGUUUCACUAUAUAGUUGACUAUGUAGUGAGCUCAAUCACUACAGGUUUCAGACACUACCGCUGUGACGUUGCCUCUGGAGACGCAAUGCAUGACGGGAUUCCCACCACUCAUGAGUGACCAUCGGAUGGUCACUACAUUUUCAAUGCUUUAUGGGAAAUUUUGAGUCGCCUAUAUGGGGCACUGGAAUUGAUCACUGAGGUUUCGGACACCCCUCAAAAUGGUGCUAACCCCCAUAUAGUCGCCUAUAUAGGGGUUAGGGAUCCAUUUCAGACACAGCAGGAGUUAAUCAGAAGUAAAGGUGAGAGGAAAAUCACAACACUGUGAGAGACUGCAUGAGAAAAUAGUAAAAAAAAAGUUCCAGGGUACCAUGAGAGGACCAUACCAUACAUACCAAACUGUGUAAACAUGAACCUACAUAGUAAGGAAAACUGUCCUGUGGGCUGAUGAACAGAAAUCUGACAUUCUCUCUGGAAUCCCUGGAUGCUGAAUAUUUGGCUCUAGAAAUAGGAGGGACCUUAUAGCUUGUUAUUAGCUCAUAGUUCAAAAGACAGCAUCUAUGACAGUGUGCAGAUGCAUAAGUGCAUGUGACAUGAGUAGCAGUCACAAAAAGUUCAUCUUUUUUUCAUGAUUUGAUUCAAAAAGUGAAAAUUCCACAUAUUCUUUAUUCAUCACACACAAAGUUGAUUAUUUCAAGAUUUUUUUGUUUUGAACCUCAAUGAUACCCGCUUACAGCUCAAAAAUCAAGCAUGAAAAUAUUGAGGAAAAGCACUGUUUCCUCCCAGGUGUUUCAGUCUUUAAACGAGCUCUAUCAGCUAAUUAACUCUGAACACCUGUGGAGAUUCACAGAGCCUUUACUCUACUUAUCUCAGCAAGACUGUACCAAACCACAUUCUGCACAGAUAUAACAGCAUGGCCCCCUAGUAGAAGAGUCCUGGUGUUAGACAGGCCUAUCGAAAACCGUUGAUGCAUUACCUUUACAUUUACAGCUUCAUUCAAAGAAGAGGUGAUGCAACACAUUAAAUAAUAUUAUGUACUUAUGUACUAAGAUUUUUGAAAUGAGCAUAUAUUUUACUAUUUUACGUCAUCUAUAUUUUAAUGCUGUUUAUUUUUUCAUUUGCUCAUCCAGAGGAGACAGUCCAGUUGCUGAGACCUCACUACAUGGAUAUGAUGAGGUACCUGCUGGUGUUUAUGCAAAAUAAAGAUGUGCAGUUCCAGCAGCUUGCCAUCGUUACAACAUUCAACCUCAAGAAAGGUUUGUAUUUGUUUUCAUAUUUAGAAGCAGAGUUUAAAGCAGCUAUCUAAAUUAGAUGUCUUCUAACCCAGCUGUGAGUGUGAGUCAGUAGAUCUCAGCUUGUAUGUGCUGUCCUCCUCUGCAGAUGGAGACUUUUCUGCCCUGCUGGCAGACAGUGAGUUGGAGGUUCAGCUCUGGAGGGUGCAUGCGCAGAUGGAGGAAACCAGACAACUGCUGCAAAUGAUUCAGCCCCUUUCUCCACGUUCUGUUAACCCUUCACUCCCUCAGUGAAAACACCGCUGUAUGAAGCACUGUGUGAACUGGACUUAUGUUUAUCAUGCCAUGCACUGUCUGGUGGUGCAGCAUUUCUUUUAUCAUGUUUUGAGUUUUUAUCUUCCUACCUUUUUUUAUAUUUACAGGCAACAAAGAAGUUGAGGCAGAGGUGUGGCAUAGUAUCAACUUUAAUUGAAUAUGGCAUAUACUGUAACAAGUCAUAGGUAUAGGCAAUACUAAUACCAAAG
Molecule: messenger RNA, 18814 nt
Organism: Xyrichtys novacula (pearly razorfish)
Lineage: Eukaryota; Metazoa; Chordata; Actinopteri; Labriformes; Labridae
Source: the annotation of a GenBank genome assembly